Paracoccidioides brasiliensis Pb18 is the source of this 1104-nucleotide messenger RNA. RefSeq lists its product as uncharacterized. The record is from RefSeq and is a predicted model, not a curated record. Bases 1 to 1104 code for a protein of 367 amino acids. Gene Ontology annotation, biological process: rRNA processing. The transcript has 2 exons. Gene Ontology annotation, molecular function: snoRNA binding.
AUGGUGUCUGCUACUCGACGCACCGCCUCCCACUCUACCACUGCGACUACUCCUGUAGAAGCUUUGUAUUCAUCUCCCGCUACGAAUGGGAAGCGGAAGAGCGCCUCCGCAAAGGAAGUGACUGACAGCCAGGCGACCAAACGGAGGAAAAAAAGCAGGGCAUGCGAAGUCAUCAGCUCACCAACCGUUGAAGUUGUGGAUGAUGACAUAGAAACCAAUGUUAAAAAUCUUCCCUACCGUACUGUUGAUUCAAAUGAUACUGUCGGGCCCGAUAUGCACUCCGAAGAAGAGAAAAAGUUUCAUACUGCAGACCAAGUCAAAGAACCCGACAAUGGAAUGACGAAUUCCGCUGCCAGAUCUACACAUGUUCGCUUUGGGAGCGAGGAACCGAGUCUAGAGAUCAAUGGAGGACAUGAGCCUUCCGUAGAGGAAGAGACAUCUAAGGGAGUUCGCGAGACGGAGGACAGUGACGAUGAUGACGAGGCCCCUGAAACAAUAGACAACGCCGUACAGCUACAGAAAUUGAAAGAGGCUGCCAGGAAAGAAGCCCAGUCUAAGCAAAGGGCCAAAGCACUAGACAAGCAAAAGCGAAGAGAGCGGGAUCAACAGCUAAAAGCCCAAGCCCAAGCCCAAGCUGUUGCAAGGCCCGCGCCUCCGAAGCAAAAUCAUGAAACUUCCAGUCUUGACCCAAAACACGAAGAAAUCCUUUCCGAGAGCUCUGCGACGUUACAGGGUUCCACGUCCAAAUUCAUCCAUCCACUUCCCAUUCUACUCCCCGACGAGAUCCUGAAUGCAGAGCCAUCUUCAGCCCACAACAUCCCCACCCCUCCAUAUGAAAGUGACUCAGCGUCAGCUACGCGAAUGCCUAAAAAAUAUAAGUUCCUUGAUAAGGUCGAGAAGCGACCAAGGGAUAUCAAAAUCGGAGGGGCGGUGAUUCGGGUUCUGGAAAGCUCGGGUGAUUGGUUAGGACGGGUGUCUUUGCCGCCUAAGGCAUCGAAGAACAGUCGUCAGGUGAAGGAUAACUGGAAGGCGGGAAAUCGUAGGCUGCCCAGUGGUGGUAGUUUGAGGAGGAGGAGUGGAGUUUCAAGCUUUGUUAGAAAAUAA